Molecule: messenger RNA, 514 nt
Organism: Parathielavia appendiculata
Lineage: Eukaryota; Fungi; Ascomycota; Sordariomycetes; Sordariales; Chaetomiaceae
Exons: 2
Coding region: 149-514 (121 amino acids)
Source: RefSeq, a predicted model, not a curated record
GGUGACCAGGUGAGAUGCUUAAGUAUAUAAUGGCACUAAGGACACCCUCAACUCAAUCUCCAUCUCUUCAUCCCGUCAUCACGUAUCUUCAUACUCAAGCCUCAGCCUACGGUGCCGCUUUACCCAUCCGAGGUCUCUUCCAAGCGCAAUGCAGCUCUCGUCCAUCCUCGUCUCUCCCUUCCUCCUAGCGGGGCUUUCCGCCGUGUGCCACAGGAGUGGCGAGUACUGGCCCGCGAACACGGAAGACCUGAAGAGACAAAUCCAUGACUGGCUUCGCGACACAGGCGGACUCAAGGGCAGCUAUUACGCUGGGGAGCUGAAGAGCGUGUGCAUCGCGAUAAGCUCCAGCGCUCACGCGGACCUCGAGAUCCAGCGACUCGGAUCGCGGGGCGUUCUCACCAAAGAUGAGUGCUCUGAGUACUUGCGGCGUGAGAUAGAUGCCUGCCCGCAGGGCGGUCGCCGAACUUAUGAUAACUGGGUGUUCAGCGCUGACCCCAACGCUGGACCUUGCUGA